GUCUCUCCCUCCAAACAUCAACAGCCAUGGAAGCCCAGACCCUUCCUCACACCAACUGCCAUCCCUCCAUGGCUUCUUCUUCUUCUUCUACUACUGCUUCUUCUUUCCUCCCUCUCAAGCCCUUCCAACCAGACCCAUUCCCAAUCUCCAGCCACUUCCCUUAUUCAUCCUCUAAUGGCUUCAAGUUCCAAUCCCUUUCUCACUUCCUCUUUGGCUUUCCUUCUUUUUCCCUUGUCAAACCCAUUGCUUGCAAGGUGUCUGAUGAAAUGCCUCCAAGAGACAAAGCAAACAAAGGUAUCACUUUUACGAUGUCUUUUCUAAGGUCUAUAGAUAAAGGGAGUGGACAAGUGAGUAGUGAGGAAAUGGUUGGGGUUAGAGGUGGAAAGCAGAGGGAUGGUUCCAUGAGGCUGAAGGAUGAGAUGGGCAAAUCAGAAAGGAAGAAAAUUUGUGGCUGGUGGCUUUUUGAAUGAGAAGAAAGUGAAGAAGAGGAAGAUGGGUAACAGGAGGAAGAAAGAUAAGGACCAUCAUGCUCAAGUUGAGCUGCGAUUGAGGCUGGAUAUGUGCUCGAAAAUGGGGGAUGUUAUGGGAUCUAUAGCUUUGUAUGACUCCGCAGUGAGGGAUGGUGUCAAGUUGGGGCAGUAUCAUUAUAAUGUGCUUCUCUACUUGUGCUCUUCUGCAGCGGUUGGGGUUGUUCAUCCAGCAAAAAGUGGUAGUGGAACCAGUGCUAAUAGUAGUAGUAGUGUGUGUGACUUCAGUGAAGACGAAUCAGAAGACAUGAGUGGAAAUGGACUAGCAGACGAAUGGUACAAUGAAGAGAAUGAAAUUAGUCACAGGGAGAAGCAGGGCACUGCAAUCCAGGUUAGUGAAGACGUCAGGGAUUAUGCCCGAACAAGAGGGUUUGAGAUAUAUGAAAGAAUGUGCUUGGAGGAAAUUCCAAUGAAUGAGGCAGCUUUAACAGCUGUUGCACGAAUGGCACUGUCCAUGGGCAAUGGAGAUAUGGCUUUUGAGGUUGUCAAACAGAUGAAGAGUUUGGGCAUAAACCCAAAGUUGCGGUCAUAUGGUCCUGCUUUGUUUGUAUACUGCAAAAAUGGCGACAUUGAGAAAGCUUUCGAAGUAGAAGAACACAUGUUGAAGUCUGGGGUCUGCCCAGAAGAGCCUGAAUUGGAGGCGCUUCUAAGAACUAGUGUUGUAGCAUGUCGAGGGGAUAAGGUUUACUAUAUACUGCAUAAGCUUAGGACUACUGUGAGGCAGGUGUCUCCGUCCACAGCUAGUUUAAUUGAGCAAUGGUUUAAGAGUAAGAAUGCUACUAGAUUGGGAAAGAGGAAAUGGGAUAGGAAGUUAGUCGAGCAGGCUAUGGAGAACGGCGGAGGGGGGUGGCAUGGUUUAGGAUGGUUGGGGAAGGGAAAAUGGACCGUUAAACAUGAGCAAAUUGAUUGUGAUGGUAUCUGCUUGGGCUGUGGUGAGAAAUUGCUGACCAUAGACCUUGAUCCGAUUGAGACAGAAGACUUUGCUAGAUCUGUAGCUUCAAUAGCUUGCAAGAGGGAAAGACACUCGAGCUUUCAGAAAUUUCAAAAAUGGUUGGACUAUUAUGGCCCUUUUGAAGCUGUUGUUGAUGGCGCAAAUGUGGGACUUUUCAGCCAGAGGCAACUUUCAAUAAACAAGGUCAACACUGUUGUUAAUGCCAUACGGCAAAAACUGCCAUCAAAGAAAUGGCCGCUUAUCAUAAUCCAUAACAAGCGUCUUACUGGGGGCUGGAUGGAUGAACCUGCAAAUGAAAAGCUUCUAGAGAAAUGGAAAAACGCCGAUUGUAUUUAUGCAACUCCUACGGGGUCUAAUGAUGAUUGGUAUUGGUUGUAUGCAGCAAUAAAAUGUAAAAGCUUGAUCGUUACCAAUGAUGAGAUGAGAGACCAUUUAUUCCAGCUUUUGGGAAAUGAUUUCUUUCCCAAAUGGAAAGAAAGGCAUCAGGUACAUUUCAAUUACCGUAAUGGAAGAUUUGAGUUCCGCAUGCCUCCUCCUUGUUCGAUUGUUAUCCAGGAGUCUGAGCAAGGCCACUGGCAUAUCCCUGUUUCACCAAAACAAAGAAUGAUGGGAGAGAUAUCCUGGUUAUGUGUGACAAGGGACAUGACAACACCAAAAUUAUCUUCACAGAAAGGUUCACAGGGCAGCAAUGAAGCUGGACUUUCAUCUGAUGACCAUAACCAACAAUGUCAUCGGCCUGCUGAACACCAACUUGCGAAGAAGAAUGGCAAAAAUUCGCAUCGUAGCAAACUCAGACAACUUGAUUCAAUGACCAGUAGAAUUGAGACUGCCGAGAAGCUUUGUGGAUGUGUCAUUGAUUUCCAGAUCUGAAAAGGACCACAUUAAAAUUCUUGUUUUCACAAUCAUUGUUUUGAUUUCUUUCCCAUGUAUACUUUCACUAAAAUCCCAAUCAUAAUACUUGUAUUCAUGAAACAGAGUGCCAAAGAUGUGCAACUUUCAUCCCAGCAUUUUACCAUCUCACAGACAAGCAAACUUUCCUAUGGAA
Dioscorea cayenensis subsp. rotundata (Guinea yam) is the source of this 2524-nucleotide messenger RNA. RefSeq names its product proteinaceous RNase P 1, chloroplastic/mitochondrial-like. The transcript is spliced from 7 exons. Gene Ontology annotation, molecular function: ribonuclease P activity; protein binding. The record is from RefSeq and is a predicted model, not a curated record. Bases 415 to 2349 code for a protein of 644 amino acids. Gene Ontology annotation, biological process: tRNA 5'-leader removal. NCBI's taxonomy places the organism in Eukaryota, Viridiplantae, Streptophyta, Magnoliopsida, Dioscoreales, Dioscoreaceae.